AUGUGUGUCACGGAGAUCUUUGUUGAUUCAUAUCCAGACCGGGCAGAAGUGGAAUUCCACUGGGUGAAGCUGUGCCAGCACGGAUAUCCAGAAGAUCCAUGUGACCUGCACGUCGUGAAGGAGAAACCCAUCCGAUUUAUACAAUACGGCGAGCCGACCUCCGAGUUCAUCAUCUCCCAGAUCAGGACCACGCCCCGCUCGCCUGCGUCCGCGCCCAUGGUCGAAGUCAUCGAGGAGGUAACGACGCCCAGAGCCAGACAGAAGAGGAGGCCCCUGUCCAACCUGCUCAUGGGGGCCUUGUUUCCUAGCACAACGAGAAGGAGAAGGAGGAGCUCCAGAUCCAAGUCAAGGGAGCGGGUGGUCAUCAUCAACGCACCGCCUUCGCCGACCCGACCUCGCACACCGCCACCGACCGCCUCGCCAAUAUACUACGACCCGAGAGUCUCCAUGCCGCCCAUGCCGCCACGGUAUGAGAGCAACGACGCGGCUUACAUAGUCGAAGUGUCGCCAUCCCGGGGCCGUCAGAGGCCAAUCAUCCAUGAGACAUCACGUCGUCCACGUUCGCCGAUAGAAUUCCGGUACACCUCCCCCAGUCGGCAACGUUCUCCCUCCCAGCGCCGAAAAGAUGAACGCCGACGCCGGCAGCGCCAGGAAGAGCGUGAUAGACAAGAGCUGCGCGAGCUGCGGGACCAAAGGGAGGCAAAAUUGGUGGCUGAAAUCAAGGAAGAGCGAGAACGUCGGCGCCGCGAAGAGUUCCUGAUGCUUCAAGAUGCGGAAAUCAAUGCACGACCCGUGCGCUUCCCGAGUCCAGCACCCAGAAUGCGAUCGAUCCUGAGGCCUGUCGUUGAUCAAAGCUGGAGGUGGACCAAUGUCAUUGAUGAUCUGGGCUUGAGCAUUCGAGGUGAACGGGUGAUUGCUGAGGCAAUAGCCGAUCGAGAAAGAGCUGAAUCGCGGGAGAGGCUGCUCAGGGAAAGACUUGAGGCGGAGGAGGCACAGAAAGAGAGGUUGAAGAGGCGGUUCACAGUGAGUGAGGGCUCUGGGCCAAGGGGCAGAAGGCACCGUGUUGUAUAUGAUGAUGGAACCUAUAGAUGGGCGGAUUGA
Pseudogymnoascus destructans is the source of this 1101-nucleotide messenger RNA. RefSeq lists its product as uncharacterized. The transcript has a single exon. The record is from RefSeq and is a predicted model, not a curated record. The coding region runs from base 1 to 1101 and encodes 366 amino acids. Lineage: Eukaryota; Fungi; Ascomycota; Leotiomycetes; Thelebolales; Thelebolaceae.